Sporothrix schenckii 1099-18 is the source of this 1203-nucleotide messenger RNA. RefSeq names its product HemK family methyltransferase. NCBI's taxonomy places the organism in Eukaryota, Fungi, Ascomycota, Sordariomycetes, Ophiostomatales, Ophiostomataceae. Gene Ontology annotation, molecular function: methyltransferase activity; nucleic acid binding. The coding region runs from base 1 to 1203 and encodes 400 amino acids. Gene Ontology annotation, cellular component: mitochondrion. The transcript is spliced from 2 exons. The record is from RefSeq and is a predicted model, not a curated record. Gene Ontology annotation, biological process: methylation.
AUGCCCCGUCUCCGGCCGUCGCUGUUUUGGGGUGCACGCCGAUUCUCGCCGGGCGCAGCCCUGCUGCUGCCCGUCUGUCGUGACCUACCGUCGGCGCUGACGGAGCUUCGCUGGAUCCAGGCGCACGUGGAUGGACCGGACACGAAAACGGCCGACGCUGGGCGGAGGCCGAGCCGACGGCGCAGCGCCAAAGGGCGGCAGAAGGUCCUCGCGCUGUGUCGGAGGCGUGGCCGUGGCGAGCCUUUGCAGUACGUCCUGGGGACGCAGCCGUUUGGGCCGCUGGAUCUUCUCUGCCGGCGAGGUGUCUUGAUUCCGAGACCCGAACCAGAAGCAUAUUCCAUGCACCUCGCCGACUUGCUGUUGCAGGAGAGGGCGCGAGAGUCCUCCCAUGGGGCGCUACAGGCACCGAUCACGAUCCUUGAUGCGUGCACAGGAACGGGCUGCAUUGCCCUGCUGCUGUAUGCCCGGCUGCGCCAGCGGGCCGAGGCAGCGCGUAGGGCGCCGGUGCGCGUCGUCGGCGUCGACCUGGUGCCAGCCGCCGUGUCCCUGGCCCGAGCCAAUGCCGUCCGGAAUGGGCUUGCGUCCGGACAGGAGGGAUCGUCCACGGCCUCGUCCCGGUCGGCGUCGUCGGUCCGCUUUGUCCAGGGCGAUUUGUUUGCCGACGACGACUGGCUGCACGAGCCGGCCGUUCAAAAUCUGCUGCAGCAGACGGACGGGGCACAGUCCCCGCGCCUCGACGUCCUGGUGUCCAACCCGCCGUACGUCUCGACGGACGGCUUUGCACGCGACACAGCCCGGUCCGUCCGCCUGUUCGAACCGAAGCUGGCACAGGUGCCUGACGUGGUGCGGGCGUCCCUCGACAACAACCAUGGCCAACCGUAUCGUGACGCCACCGCCGCCGCCGCCGAGGACGUAUUCUAUGUGCGCCUGUUGGACCUUGCCGCGCGGCUGGAUGCGCGAAUACUGUUGUGCGAGACCGGCGGGCUAGAACAGGCCGAGCGUGUGGUGGCAUUGGCGUUGGCAAAGGCGGCGGCAAAGGCGUCGGCAAAUGCGUCGCCGUCUCUUCUCGAGGUGGAGAUCUGGGCGGACCAGCCGGACAUUGUGGACGUAGACGACCUCGACCGGUCCGUCACAGUGGCUGGACGGACUGUCGCUAUUAAAGGCAGCGGCCAUGGCCGGUCCGUGUUUAUACGGCGGAGGUGA